Messenger RNA from Synchiropus splendidus (mandarinfish), 6885 nucleotides. Its product is annotated as protein FAM124A-like. The record is from RefSeq and is a predicted model, not a curated record. NCBI's taxonomy places the organism in Eukaryota, Metazoa, Chordata, Actinopteri, Syngnathiformes, Callionymidae. The transcript has 9 exons. Bases 415 to 3858 code for a protein of 1147 amino acids. Gene Ontology annotation, molecular function: guanyl-nucleotide exchange factor activity. Gene Ontology annotation, biological process: positive regulation of Rho protein signal transduction.
AAUCCCGCAGAAAAAGAGAUGUGGUGUGUGUCCGGGUUCAUCCGUGGAUUCCGUCUUUCCGGCACCUGAUCGAGAUCGAACAGAAACACGACGGAUCCAAACCAGGACAUCUGUCACUCUUGACUUGAUCGUCACACGUGGACUCGCCUCGCGAUGGAGGAGACAACGUAACUCGGAUGGGAGUGAGCAAGCUGGAUGCCUGCUUCACUACGGAGUUCCUUAUACAGACAAUCAACCCACUUUUUCUAACACUCUGGACCUGAACACUUUGACUGUCUGCGAGCUUCAAACGCGGAGCUGAGAGGAGGAACGAUUCGAUGACCUGCUGCAGGAGACGUCCAUUGUAGAAGAAGAUGGGGUCAAAGGUGUUCUUGGUUACCACGUGUUUGAGGGCCACUGCCAGUGGCCUCAGACAUGCCAGACGUGAAGCUCCCUGCACCAUGUGACUACCCCUCCUCCUCCUUGUCCAACACAGCCUCUGCCAGCUCACCUGCUGGCUGCAACCCCCCGCUGGACUUCAUCAUGGACAUAGAGUCCUGCAUCCCGGACAUCCCCUUGUCUCCUGACAACCUGUCUUCCUUUUCCCCUCACACUGCAAGUCGCUAUCCUGGGCCCAUGUUUCCAUUCAUUACCAGGUGUAACAGCAGCACACUGCUUACUCAACUGGGGCUAAGGCACUGUUCCAACAAACACGACCAGGAAGAGAUGGUGCAAGGACAAGGCAGGGGUCAGGUGUAUUGUACCCCCUUAGGAAACAACCGGCGCAGGCCUUACAGGAGUAUGGAGAACCUGAACUGGAACCAUCUAUCCGAUUCAGGGCUAUAUACUUACAUCACUGCGCCCUACAGGAGUGUAGAUAGUGAGUUGAUUUUACGCUACACCUCCACUAGCCACUGGUAUGAUGGGCCUCCUGAUGAACGAGGCUUGAUGUCCAAUCCAGAGAGCCUUGCAUACUAUCCAUGUCAUGGUCUACCCCGUAGAGAUCUGCCGCUGCUCCCUCAGGUGCUCUUCCCUGGUGCGAUGGAUGAAUGGGAAGUCAAGAAAGGCUUAAGGGAAAAACUGCGUCUCCAGAGUUCCAGGUCAGCUGUAAAUUCUUUGCCUUUGAGACCCCAGGUGACCUCUAAUGCUCCAACACUGGACCAAGAAAGAAAAUUCUUACCAGGAUCUAAGUCACUGAUCUCAGCACGUGUUAAUUGCCCUGAUGAGAUCAAGCAAGAGGUCUUGAGGCGCUUGAAACUCAGGCGACAAAAUAGCAGCCCCAACUUAGCUGUCACUGUGUCGCAUUCCAGCCCCAAGGUACUUAAGACUCCUUACAUAACUGACAGCAUUGCAUGGACAAAGGAUUUGAAUCGUUCUCAAUCUGAGGGUCAACACACUCCUGUAGGUCCCCUUUAUAUUCCAACUUUUGAAGAAUUUAAAAGGAUGAGGCAAGCAGAGAAUUCCACAACUAGCUUUGAAGCUUUUGGUCAUUCCAACACACUUCUACCUCCAUCUGACCUGGCCAGCACUCAACCAAAAGGGCCUGCGGGGGACGAAAAGAUGACAAGCAGCAGUGGUGAAGUUCUGUGCAACUGUAACACAUUCUCACCCAUCCGCACCGGCCCAUCCCCACGCUCACCUCUGCAGCCCCUGGCCAAUUCAGUUCAAGAAAAGGUGCCCCUCGCCUCUGGGGAGGAAGGUGCUGCCAGGCGUCGACGGAGCAGCCUGCAACCCACUGGAUCAGUUCCUUUCCACCCAAACAGGGAUAAAUGGGUUCGGCCCUCCAGCUGCUGCCCAGCACUUCUGAUGGAAGGAACAGACUUAUCCAGCUAUGGAGCAAAGAUCUAUAAAAUGAAGGAUGGCUUUCUGGGCUCGGCACUGGACCUCAUCAAGAAAAGCUGCAGUGCAGAGAUUUCCGUUGAGGCCCCCGUCAGGCUGUCAGGUGACCGGGACGGAGACAUCGCCACCCCCUCGGCUGACAGUCAGCCUCUCGCCGUUGCCAUGGCAACGUCGGCAACGGCCUGCAGAGCCGAGUCUGCCGACCACACGCCUGCGAGAGGAGGUGAAGGAGGAGAAGCUGGAGAAUGCCAGCAGCAGCAUCAACAGCAGCAUGCCGGACUGGGCUGCAGGCGCUCCAGCUCGGAUGCUGUGUAUGAGCCGGCCGAGACGGUGAGGGCUCAGCGGGAGUGUCGUCUCAGGCCCCACUACAGCGAUCCCAUGCCAGCCGACGCCUCCAAGCGCAAGCAGCUGGAGAUGAAGAUCGCUGCAGCCGCCCGAAACCAUGGCCAUCGGCGUGACAGAGACAGCGCUCCAGCAGCAAUCCGUGGUCGCUCAGAACCCACAGGGGAGGAGAGGCAGGUCAGCCUGGGCAUCACUCGGGCUGGUCAGCACCGGUGGAGCACCAUCAGCAGUCUGAGUGCUGACAGUGGUGUGGUGGGCCUGAGUGACGAGCGCGAAGAGGAGGACAGUGAGCCCCGCCGGCACCGCUACAGCGAUGGAGCUGAUGUAGAGCGGGUGGACAGCGGCAUCGGGCCAGGCUUGUCCCGCACUUGGAAAAGACCCUCAGCCUCCAUCAGAACGUGGGAGGUGCAAAGGUCAUGUCCAGACUGCGGUCAAAGGGACGGGGCGUCCCGAGACAGAGGAGAGAGCAUGUGUGAGCGCUGCUCGAAGCUGCGCAUCGAGCGUAAGGAAGCCAUACUGGAGUUCCUGAACACAGAGUCCAGCUAUGGGGAGGACUUGCGGAUCAUCAAGGAGGAGUUUUACUGCCCCAUGCAGAAUGCCGGACUUCUGACCACUGAGCAGCUAGCUGUUGUGUUUGGAAAUGUCCAGGAGCUUAUAGAGGUCAAUGACCGCUUUACAGACCACCUGCAGGACAGCAUUGACCAGGCUUUUGACCAGGGAGAUGAAGAUCUGCUCACGGUGGCCAUUGGAGAGAUAUUUUUGGAGUUUGUCAACAUGCUGCCCGCCUUCCAGACCUACUGCCUGCAGCAGUCAGCAUCAGUCAACAUGCUCAACACACUGGAAAAGGAAAAAGAGCUGCUGAGAAUCUUCCUUGACGUCUCCCAAAACGACAACACAGCUCUAAGGAGGAUGAAUCUACGCUCUUUCCUAAUGGCGCCACUGCAGCGCGUUACGAAAUACCCGUUGCUAUUAAGCCGAAUAAUCAAAGUCACUCCUGAAUGUCACCCUGAAUUUGCACGUCUCCGCGAAGCCAAAAGCAGAGUGGAAUCCCACCUGGAGCACAUAAACAUGAAGACCAAACAAGAGGGGAAUGGUGUCACCUGGUCACUGCGUUCAUUCCGACGUGACAGUCGCAAAAACCGCGAGGUCAUUAACAUUGAAAUGCGGGAGGUGUCAGUGAAAACUCUGGGCUGGGCGAGAGAGUCCACACGCUUCAUAAUGGAAGGACCCCUGCAGUUGUCCCAACCGGCUGACGGCCAGUGGGUGAAAAAGGGCAGCAAGGCACUCAAGUUCCAGAACGUCCAGACCCUUCUGAUGGUGCGGACCCAACGGGUGGGCGAAAGUCAUGGACAAGUGACCGAUCUAGUGGCCCGUGGAGAACCCAGGGAGGGAGGUGGUGAGAACAUCCAAGACGGAGUUCUGGUUCUGAUAAAGGACAAGAGUAGUGGAAAGUUCACAGUUCUCAGAGAGCCAAUCAACUUAGGGAACUGUGUUGUUUCCAUGGACCCGGAAUGUGAAGACACAUUCGAAGUGCUGGAUAUCCGACGGGAGUCUUUUGUUUUCCGUGCCUCUGACAAAUCACGCACUCAGCAGUGGUUCCAUCAGAUAAAGCGAUACGCUCGCGACCUGGGCUCGUGGAGGAAAAGACGCAACGCUUUGCCUAACAUCAUGAUCAACACGAGUCAGACCCGCUCCUGAAAAUGCCCUCACUGUAAAUACUCAUCCCAAAAACAUUCUUCUUGAGCCUAUGUUCCAGUUUUGUAGGUCUCAGUAGUAACAUUUCUCAGUGUCUUACCAGGACAUGAAUUCUAAAGCACUUUUUUUUUUACCAAUAUGAUGUGCAUCGACUGAAAUGAUGACAAAUUCCUUCGAGGCGUUGGUUUGUGUGGACAACCAAAAAAAUGGGCUUCUUGUUGGCCUUGAUUGUAAGGACUGUUUCCUCCUGAAGUGGAGGGCCGUGUUCUCAGUGAAGUCUGUUGGUAGCAUGACGAAACACUAUUGACUGCAAAAAUUGUAAUGAGUUUUUCUAUGUGUGUGUGGAGCGUGCUGGGAUUUAACGGGAUGUGCUGAGGAAUUUUCAUACGCUUAUGUUAGUCGUCACUGCCACCUUCCUGUCUCUGUGCUGUCCUCUCGCGUCAGGCAGUGGCUACAGUUCCUGCCAGUCUGGACUCCCUAAACAUUUUUCGAGAAUGAUCCCAUAUGAAGAGCAAUAAUCUCCCUGAUUCUCAUAUAAGUAGCAGCCUGUUAGCAUAUUCUUGCUUUCUUUGUCUGUUUUGUGUUUUUCCUGAUGAACUGCAAAGUAACAACCCAUGAUGUAACAUUUUACAUAUCAUGGGGUUAGCCCUUUUUUGAUAAACAACAUGCAUCACGUGCAAUGCAGGCUUCAAACCAGUCAACUACUAAAGGAAAACGCCACCGCUGUUCCAUUAUGACAUCUUUUCGCUCCGGGUCUUUCAGACGAGUUCAUACGUGACUCACUCGUCUUGCUGCACGCACUCAAUCGCUCUAGCGUGCAGCGCUAUUUUGUGAGCAUGUAGCAUCGCUAGUUGUUCCAAAACACACCUAAGUUAGAAGCAACCAAGGAAGAUGGAAGCAAGUUUUCCCUCUUUUUUUUAAUAUAGGUUAUUCACAGAGUUGGUCUCAAGUAUGGUUAGGAAAAAUAAAGCUUGGUCAUUUUCUAAGCUGAUAAAAAGGAGAAACGACGCUGACACCACGUCCUUUAGGCGUAAUCUUGAGGAGGUGUAGUUCUCCCUGAAAUCCGAGUGAUUUCAUCCUAGUUAAUGAAGUACAGAUGCACACGUAGAAGUACACAGUAAUGUUGGAUCCACUGGCAUACAUGGUAGUUUUAUUUUGGCCAACCAUACUCGGGUCAUAUAACUACUUGUGUAAGCUAAUUUAAAUCGGAUAACAUGUAAGUGGUUGGUCGCUUCUGUGUUUUAGAUCAGAAUGAAAACACUCGUAAUGCUACAUGCUAACUGAAUGGCGCCAUUUAGCGCACGUGCAAAGAUGAGAGCAUAUUUCAACAAGGAAUAGCGGUGCCAUGUCCCUUUGAGAUAGUUGGCAGGAAAUGUAUUUAGCUUGACUGCUUGUCCACUUGCCCAAAAGUCAUCACAGUGGCUGUGGAUGGUGCAUCCAGUUCUUAGGUUGUUAUUGUUUUCCACAACUGGUUUAUACAUUUGCAUCUGUUUAUUACCCUAAGCAGGGUUGUGGGGGCUACCCCAACUGGGGAUGACACCCUCAGUCCAGUGGUCUUCAAUGAGCCUGAUGUCUUGUCCUCGGGAGGACGAAUUCAUUAUUAAUGUCUUCUAACUUUGUAGAUUCUUAUACUGUAGUAGCUUUUGGGGAUUAUCAAACUUUCUCAGUCGACUCUUUCAUUCUGAUUUGAGACCACAUCUUCCCAGUAAUAUGGGGUUGCCUCUUAUUUCAUCUUGCACUCUAGUUCCAAUUUAGUACCAGUUUUGUCAAACGGUAGCCAAGUCUCUGGAGAGAAAGCCACCUCCAAGGAGGUGGACAUUUGCACCAUGCCUCAGAAAUGUUCACAUUGAGUAGGUCUGGCUUGUCCACGUUCCUGCAUCCACAGUGGGGAAGUCAUUUGACCAAAUGAUAACCUAUCGAAUCUGGUCGCAUUAAGAAUGUGCAGGGUUGUAUUCAACUCUGACUUAACCUAUCCCAAGGCAAUCUGAUCUCUGCAUCUGAUACUUACCUUGAGACCAAAUGAUGAUCGGACCAAAAGCUUGGUGUUAAGGCUGAUCGCUAAUGUAUCGGCAGUAAGUGCUGUAGGUUACACAGCUGUAAUAACAGUGUUUGGCAAACAAAGCUACAUGAAGUAUUUUCUGUUUACAGAGUCUGAGGUGGGCGGGGCUUCUGUUCAAUUAUCAUAAUUAAAAAGUAAUUUCACUAUUUUAGUAAACAGACCGUAAACAAAUUGAUGAAGCAUCAUAAUAUUGUGCUACACAAUCCAUCUUGGUAAAUAAUGGAUUUAAUAAGUUAAUUCAUGAUGGGAUUGAAUAUGACUCUUUCAUGAUCAUUACGAUUAUUAAAGUUUGUGUCAGCUGCAUAAAGCAUCUAGAACGAGGUGAGUAGAUGUGCCCCAAGAGCGAUGUUGAAAAUAACCGUCAAGUAAAACUUAAUAUUUAACUCCGCUUUGUUUGCCUGUGGUCAGUAUGAUGCAGACGGUUGUCUUUGAUUUCAAAUGAACCUCACUGACAUCCGAGCUGUCGUGUAGCUCAGAGCUGCAGUGCCUUUGCAUGAGGAAGUCCAGCUGAACUCACUGUGAACAACCCGUUUCAUUUCUCAAGGCUUUAAGUUUGACGCACUUUAUUUUUUUUCCUGUUCUUCGUUUCACCAAAACUGAUCUGAGCAUUUGAGACAAACCAAAAUCCUUAUUUAAGAAUGGCACUGUUCAGAAUAUUAUUUAAGGUAGCAAAAUCACUGUGUUUUGGAGGACAGAACGGCUUCCUCCACACCAACAUCUGCUGUGUUACUUACAUCUUACAUCUGUAAUAUAAUGUGAAUUAUAUUAAAAGAUUUUAAACAUUUAAGUGUGUGGUGGGGUUUGUUGGGACAACAAAAACUUACAAAUGUGUUUACUGUUUUAUGUUCAGAACAGAUGAGGAAACACAAGGAAUGUCAAUUUCACUGCAAAAAAAUACUGAAACUACAGUCAGAAGAGAAGAGGGACACAGAAAUACAACUGGAACAUCACGUGCACAACCCAACAUAACA